AUGCUGGCCUCUGUGGGACAAGGGUACAAUAUAGCUCUCCUGCUCCAGGGCCAGGACACAGAGGCGCCCAGGUUUGUGCCUCAGGUCCUGCAGAUGCUGUUUGAGGAAGCUUUGCCUCUCUGCAGCUCUGACCCUGUGCUUUGUAAGCUCAGUCUGGUGCAGAUUAGCCGCAGUGGACAGGCUCGGGACCUGCUUUCCCCAUGUCUGGAGGACCUGCCAGUACUGGAUGUGGCCCCUCUGGGCUUGGUGGUGAAGGACGCCAGCGAAGUGGAAGUGUCUGAUGCCCGAGAUGCCUCUGAGCUGUACCUAAAGGCUGCUGGGAGCGAAGGCAGAGACUGCCCCCUGCUGCAAGUACUGGGUGGUGACCCUACUGGUCACCUGGCGGAGGGCUCUCUGCCUUGGAUCAUCUCCUGGCUCCUGGAGGCAAACAGCUACAGUGGAGUACUUCUUCGUCUGGACCCCCGAGGUAGCUCCCCAAGUUUGCUCCAGAAUGCUCUGUUGGGGGCCUCAAGAAAGAGGGUGCAGGUGAAUGACGUGAAGCCCACCCUGUGGAACGCAGUAGAGGAGAUGAGGGCUCGCAGGGCCACCCUGAAGAUGCUGCGCUCAGGCCUUCUUGGAGACACCUUGACAGAUGGUGGGUUGAACCGACUAGGAAGGGCACUCUGGGAACUACAGGUGGUAAAAGCCUGGGACCCAAGAAGCCAUGCACCCAAAGGGGCUAAGUCUGUAAGACUCCCUGUACCACAGGUUGAAGGCAAGCCACUGAGCUCCUGUAAGCAGGGGAGACACUCCACUCAUUUGUCAGAGGCUGGAAGAGGAUUUCUAGGGUCUGGGCUCCACCAAAAGCAUCCCCUCAGGCACUCUGAGGAACGGGCCCAUCAGGCCCCAGAUGUGGCCCUGCAGUUCUCUCUGGCCCAGGCCCGGAGGCAGAGACUUCGAGAAGAACACCAGGUUUGGAUCCAAGAAGAGCUAAAACAUUUGGAACAUCGGGAGGAAGUGGCCUGUAAACAGAUCGAAGGCACAGUGGCAGAAGAGGCUUGCGUGGAGAGAGGCGGUCAAUGGAAGGAGCAGGCAGUGCUGAAACUUCAGGUGGAGGCCCUGCAGGCGGAACGGGACAUGGCAGAGCAAGAUCUGGUGGUCCUAUACGACCUGUAUGUACAGGCUGCCCGCGCUCGGACGUGCCACUUGCUGCAGGUAUUCCAAGCAUGGCAGGGGAUGUGGGAAGAGAAGGCUAUGGCCACAGAACAUCGCCACCGCAGUCUGCUGGCUGACAUCCUUCAAGAUACCAUUGAUCUGGCCUUGAAGAACCAGGAACUCCAGGCCCAGAACCAGCAGCCUGAGCAGGGUGCAGACAGGGCCAGCUGUGCUGGAAUCCUGCCUGGGGAAACCUGAUCCAGAACACUCUGAGGCUACUUUCCUUUGUCCGCAUUCAUGAAGGUUCAGAAGGGAGAGGGAGGUGGGGCAUACCAACCAA
Rattus rattus (black rat) is the source of this 1474-nucleotide messenger RNA. RefSeq lists its product as uncharacterized. The transcript is spliced from 12 exons. Lineage: Eukaryota; Metazoa; Chordata; Mammalia; Rodentia; Muridae. The coding region runs from base 1 to 1392 and encodes 463 amino acids. The record is from RefSeq and is a predicted model, not a curated record.